Messenger RNA from Talaromyces stipitatus ATCC 10500, 1266 nucleotides. Its product is annotated as aldo/keto reductase, putative. Lineage: Eukaryota; Fungi; Ascomycota; Eurotiomycetes; Eurotiales; Trichocomaceae. The coding region runs from base 33 to 842 and encodes 269 amino acids. The transcript is spliced from 3 exons. The record is from RefSeq and is a predicted model, not a curated record.
GAUUCGGAGUCAACAAUAAUAUCAGAAUCAAAAUGCCGCCCUCUAAAGCAGCACCCCAACUUGUUCUCGGCCUGGCAAAUGUCGGCGACACAUCAGCAGACCCCAUGGCCCGAUACGGCACCCCGAAUGCAGUCAAACAAUUAUUCGACACCUUCUUCAAUCGCGGUUAUACCAGUCUCGACACCGCACGAAACUACCCCCCACACGCCCCCGGCACAGCAGAACCACUUAUCGGCGCUGCCUUGAAGUCCUACGAAGAGCACGAAAGUACCAAACCGUGUUUCACAAUCAGCACAAAGAUCAUGCCCCGCGGCGACCGUCCUCAUACUCGCGAGAAAAUCGAGCAGAACAUUAUCGAGUCUUUAACAGCACUGCAAUUACCGCAGGUAGACAUCGAAUAUUUACAUGACCCUGACCGGACAACGCCAUUUGAAGAAACAUGCGAAGCUAUGGAUAAGGCGUGCCUUGAGGGAAAAUUCAGACGGUUUGGGCUCUCGAAUCACAAGCCCGAGGAGAUUGAGAGGGUUGUUAAGAUUUGCGAGGAGAAUGGGUAUGUAAAGCCGAGUGUGUAUCAGGGGCAUUAUAAUGCUAUUGCAAGAGCAGUUGAGAAGGAUUUGCUGCCUGUUUUGAGGAAGCAUGGGAUUUCUUUUUACGCAUUUAGUCCGGCGGCAGCAGGUAUGUUCUCCGGAAACCAUAAAAGAAACGCUGAGCCUGGGAAUCGAUACGAUCCUACGGUCUGUCUUAUGUGCAUACACCCAUUCUCAAGUACUUGGCGUACUAACAAUAAAAUAAGCUCCCCAUCGGCCAACUCUAUACAAGAUGGUAUCUCCGACCCUCCGUGAUAUCCGCCGUCGAAGCCGCGGUCGAAAUCGCAUCCAAACACGGAAUCUCCGGCCACGCCGCCGCUCUUCGAUGGGUGGCAUAUCACAGUAUCUUGGAUGCCAAGUACGGUGAUGCUAUUGUUCUCGGAGCCUCAAAGGUUGAGCAACUUGAGCAGAACAUGGAUAUUAUUGAGCAAGGGCCAUUGCCGAAAGAGGUUGCUGAGGCGUAUUCGGGAGUUUUCAGUCAGGAAUGAUCCUUUUCUUUCUCUUGUUUGUGCCGUCGUCGGAAUUUAUACGGUUGAUAUUUCCAUGCUCGAAUCUUUGAUGUGGAGCGUGAUAGACAUGGAAUCUGGAGGAAAUGAUGAACACUUUUAUACUUCCCUAUUCCCAACCAAUCAGAGGCGAUAAUAUGUGGAAACGGUCAACCAGUAUCGGUCUUUGCUUG